AUGGCCAAUUUCUCUGAUCCCGAGGCCAAGGGCUGGGUUUCCGACUUACUCCUAAAAUCGUCCGAGUCAGUCAUGGAGAUGGCGCACAUUGCCAACGAUGCCAACAAAGAAGCCAGGGUCUUCUACAGUCACCUAGCGUCCCAUUGUGUCAGAUUACGAGACUUCUUAGUGCGCGCACGGCAGGCCUCGACCCGAAUAAACGGUGAACUGGUCAAGCAGGCCCUGGUUCACCUCGGUUCUAUCGUGUCAGAGAACUGCGUCCAGCAAUUUCCGUUUAAUUCCGCGAAGUUGGAAUUCCGUCUCGAGGUGCUCAAUCUUUACUGGAGCGAGGCCCGAAAGCAACCUGGCGAGAAGAAACUCGAGUUUGUUAGCAGAUGGUUGACACCUGGGGAGCAACGAGACGAGGUGGAUAAAGCAUUGGAGAGCUGUGCCGACGCUCUUGACAAACAACACCCAGAUCAGGCUUACAGAAAAUCGGCAGCCAAGUUCCCAUCUCUAGACGUUGUUGAACCGUCAUAUACCAUCUGCAAGGCUGCCCAAUCGAUCUUCGAUGCAUUAUUAGACUGUAAGAGAUGCUCCUGUCCCAGCCAGCAUGAGUUUGGGGCAAAACUCGAACUGGGCACGUACCGGAGGCCCAACAAGAAAGUGAACAAGAAACCGCUUGCCAAUUCUAUUCGAAAUCGCGUCCGAAAUCUUCGUGGCGAUGACGAUGCCGCUGGGGAUCUUGAUUUUGACAUCUUCCUCUCCAUGGAGCGGGAUUGGCACGAGGUUCGCGUCCAGACCUUCAAAGAGCCAGGAGGUUGCUCUAAUCUUCCAGGAGAGGUGGCCUCACUUCGUGUAAGCAGCACUGAGGGCAGGUACACAAGGGUGGAGAGACUAUGCAGACCAAUUACCAAGACGAGAACGAAGGCUUUGCAACGCCUUGUGUUGAAGCUCACCAGUGGCCAACUUUUUGAGAUGGGAUUUGAGAAGAGCAACUUUUUGAUAGACAAGACCGCCCAUCCGAUGUCUCUCUCGCAAUGUUUUGAAGACCGGCACGACUUCUUCACAGAAAAAACGAAGCGAAUUCUUUCUCUAAUCAUCGGCUCUACAAUUAUGCACCUAAACGGCACUUCCUGGCUCCAGCCAGGGUGGGGGUCGGCAAACAUCAUGUUCUUCCAGACAACUUCGUGCAAGACUCCGUUGCGACCUUUCAUCCAAACGCAGCUACCCAAGGCUAGUCCCGCCGGCACAACUAAUUCUCUACUCGUCGUGAAUUGCGCAGACGCCGAUGAUGAGACAUCGAACGAUCUGGAUUUAGGGCAUCGCUGUCCGAUAAUGGUUGCUCUAGCCGUUGUCCUCAUAGAGGUGCAUUUCGUCAAGCCAUUCAAGAAAUUGGCAGAAAUGCACGAUGUUCCACUGAUUGAGGUUCCUAGUGGCCGCAUAACCCUCAUCGAUGUGGACCAGGUUUUCAAUGGCGAUGAGGAACUUGGCAGGGAGGGAUGGCGAUCCCAGAUCCCCGAAGACUCUCCUCUUCUUAUGGCCAUUGACAACUGCUUGGAUGGUGAGUUGUGGGAGGACGAAGAAGGCGGGGCCCUCGACAGUGAGACGCUCAGGUCGCGAAUAUAUCAGCAUGUUGUUCGACUGCUAGAGCUUCACCUGAUCCAAGGCUUCAGCCACAUACCGCUAGACGGCGUUGACGAAUAUGCCAGAGAUCUAGACUUUGGGAGAUGGGGCCAGGUCAUAAACAGCCGGGAGCUAGACAGCCAAGCAGCUCCGAUGCCCCCGGAGGUGCCCAAACCAACCCAGACCCUAUCAUCCACUGUUAUGCUACCUACUCCAAACCAAACUGGAGUCCGUCCGCUCAGGCCCACGUGGGGGCAUCGGUAUGCACAGAUAUAUCCUGUGGGUUCGCAUCCGUCGCUGGGUCUGGAUACCACGUUGAAUAGCGUUCGUGAUUAUAGGCUACCUCACUUCUUUGAUGAUGAAAUCGGUGGCCGGAUCUCCUUACAACCUCCUGCCAGCCGCACACACUUCCAUGUUGCCAUUAUAUGCGCUUUGCCUCGAGAAGCCGAUGCCGUCACCCUGCUUUUCGACCAAUUCUGGGACGAGGAGCGUGAUCUUUACGGCCGAGCGGAUGGAGACGUGAAUACCUAUAUCACAGGUCGCAUCGGAGAUCACAACGUUGUGCUUGCUCUCCUCCCAGGCAUGGGAACAAAUAAUGCAGCUGCUGCAACUGCUAGCUUGCGAUCGAGCUACACCAGCCUUAGGCUCGCUAUCCUCGUCGGUGUCUGUGGGGGAGUUCCUCGCAUCGCCAACGUUGAUGCAUUUCUAGGCGACGUAGUAGUGAGCAAGACUAUCAUCCAGUAUGACUAUGGCAGGCGACAUCCUGGACAAUUUACAGUGAAGAGUACCGUCGAAGACAGCCUUGGGAGCGCCAACAGGGAUAUUCAAGGCCUUCUUGCGGUUUUUGAAACGGAGUUGAUGAGGAAGCGGCUACAAAAAGAGGCUUCGGAGCACUUGAAACAUUUGCAAAAGGCAGCUAAAUUGGAGCGACGGCGAGCAGAUUAUAGUUAUCCUGGGACUGUCGAAGAUAAACUAUAUCCUCCGGCCUAUGCUCACAAGCAUUGGAUAUCGUGUUACCUGUGUACUACUUCAGAUGCGUUCUGUGAGUCAGCUUCUGAGGCGUCGUGUGCCGUUGCGGGAUGCAGUUCAACCAACCUAGUUGUAAGAGAACAUACUGUCGAAGAGGCCAAUUUCAGCUCAGAGAUCUUCAUCGGCCGAGUAGGGUCAGGAAACACAAUCAUGAAGAGCGGGGAAGACCGUGAUCGAAUCGCCAGCGCACAUAACAUUAUUGCUUUUGAAACGGAAGGCGCUGGAGCCUGGGAUGAAGUUCCGUGUAUUGUUGUGAAGGGUAUCUGUGACUAUGCAGACAGCCAUAAUAAUGAAACCUGGCAAGACUUUGCCGCAGCCACUUCUGCAGCCGUCACGAAGGCUAUUCUUGGGCGGUAUAUCGUCCGUGAUGGGGAUCGGGAUCCAGCCCGAAUUAAUGGUAUGACCUUGUCUCAUCAUCUUGUUCUUUCGUACUAA
Molecule: messenger RNA, 3069 nt
Organism: Trichoderma gamsii
Lineage: Eukaryota; Fungi; Ascomycota; Sordariomycetes; Hypocreales; Hypocreaceae
Exons: 1
Coding region: 1-3069 (1022 amino acids)
Biological process (GO): nucleoside metabolic process
Molecular function (GO): catalytic activity
Source: RefSeq, a predicted model, not a curated record